This is a messenger RNA of Oryzias melastigma (Indian medaka), 2460 nucleotides long. Its product is annotated as BTB/POZ domain-containing protein 3. Gene Ontology annotation, cellular component: cytosol. Gene Ontology annotation, biological process: cerebral cortex development; neurogenesis; dendrite morphogenesis. The record is from RefSeq and is a predicted model, not a curated record. The transcript has 4 exons. Gene Ontology annotation, molecular function: protein binding. The coding region runs from base 387 to 1787 and encodes 466 amino acids. NCBI's taxonomy places the organism in Eukaryota, Metazoa, Chordata, Actinopteri, Beloniformes, Adrianichthyidae.
CAGGACUUCGGGUCUCCGUAAACAAACGGCGGCCGCUCGGCUGAACUUUACAAACUCGAGACCGUUUCGUCCUGGAGGAUGACCGACCCUGAAACUCCGGAGUGACUCCGCGGCUCGUUCGCGGUCCUUCAUCUACGACGAGCACGUUCACCGGAAGCAGCAGCCAAACUUCUCCCGAGCUAGCUCUCUAGUUAGCAUCGGAAGCUAAAGGAGCGUCCGCGGGAACGCUUCACGGUUCAGUUCGCAGGCGCGUGCACGCUCCUUGCGUGAAGGUUCUCCCCGCAGCGCUGAUCCCGAGUCCCGCAGCCUUCGCAGCUCCGACCCCGCAGAGGCUGCCGGUCCCCGCGGAGCUGCCAUGAGCCGGUCUGCGGCCUGACCGGAGGACCAUGGCUGCGGACCUGCUGUUCGGGAAGAAGCCGCCGUCCUCCGCCGGAACCACCGCCGCCGUGCAGCGGUACCAGCAGCAGAACGUCACCAACAACAACACGUCCGCCGCGCAGGGCUGCGGGAGCUGGCAGGGCCUGUACCCCACCAUCCGGGAGAGGAACUCCGUCAUGUUCAACAACGAGAUGAUGGCGGACGUUCACUUUGUGGUCGGUCCGCCGGGCGGGACUCAACGGGUUCCAGGCCACAAGUACGUUCUGGCCGUCGGCAGCUCCGUGUUCCACGCCAUGUUCUAUGGAGAACUGGCCGAGGACCAGGAGGAGAUCCGGAUCCCGGACGUGGAGCCGCCGUCCUUCCUGGCCAUGCUGAAGUACAUCUACUGCGACGAGAUCGACCUCUGUGCCGACACGGUCCUCGCCACCCUCUACGCCGCCAAGAAGUACAUCGUGCCCCACCUGGCGCGCGCCUGCGUCAACUUCCUGGAGACCAGCCUGAGCGCCAAGAACGCCUGCGUGCUGCUGUCGCAGAGCUGCCUGUUCGAGGAGCCCGACCUGACGCAGCGCUGCUGGGAGGUGAUCGACGCGCAGGCCGAGCUGGCGCUGCGCUCCGAGGGCUUCUGCGACAUCGAUGCGCAGACGCUGGAGAGCAUCCUGCUGCGCGAGACGCUCAACGCCAAGGAGAUGGUGGUGUUCGAGGCGGCGCUGAGCUGGGCCGAGGCCGAGUGCCAGCGGCGCGAGCUCCCGCCCACCAUCGACAACAAGCGGCUGGUUCUGGACAAAGCCAUCUACCUGAUCCGCAUCCCCACCAUGGCGCUGGAGGACUUCGCCAACGGGGCGGCGCAGUCGGGCGUGCUGACGCUCAACGAGACCAACGACAUCUUCCUGUGGUACACCGCCUCCAACAAGCCGGAGCUGCAGUUCUGCUCCAAACCGCGCAAAGGCCUGGCGCCGCAGCGCUGCCACCGCUUCCAGUCCUGCGCCUACCGCAGCAACCAGUGGCGGUACCGCGGCCGCUGCGACAGCAUCCAGUUCGCCGUGGACAAGCGCAUCUUCAUCGCCGGCUUCGGCCUGUACGGCUCCAGCUGCGGCUCCGCCGAGUACAGCGCCAAGAUCGAGCUGAAGCGGCAGGGCGUGGCCAUGGCGCAGCGGCUCAUCAAGUACUUCUCGGACGGCUCCAGCAGCACCUUCCCCGUCUGGUUCGACUACCCGGUCCAGAUCGAGCCCGACACCUUCUACACGGCCAGCGUGGUUCUGGACGGGAACGAGCUCAGCUACUUCGGCCAGGAGGGCAUGACGGAGGUGCAGUGUGGGAAGGUCACCUUCCAGUUCCAGUGCUCCUCGGACAGCACCAACGGCACCGGGGUGCAGGGGGGGCAGAUCCCAGAGCUCAUCUUCUAUGCCUGAGCGGCCGGGACGGGGGCGGGACACAGGCCCCGCCUCAAGCUUGAGAGGGGGUGGAUAAACUGUUCUGCCCUCCAGUUUGUCCUGCAGCUCCCCCUGCUGGACACCCCUGGCGUCGGCAGCGGCGCCGCCUCGGUUAGCUCUGGUUAAGCUAACCAACUAGCUGGUUUGUUGCUGUUUGAGGCAGAGCUGCAAGUGGGUUGCCAUGGAAACAGCCUGGAGCCUUCCUGAUGAGUGGUUGAAACCUUGGCCUGGAGUUGCCAUGGCGACCUGUCAGGUGGAGGACUCCUCAGACCCGCAGGAUGAGCUGGCGUUCUUUCAACGGCGCCGUGACGUUUGGAUCCAAUCGCCAUUUCAGUCUGUUGCCUUAAAGAUGUUUUGUUUUUGUGUGUGAGGCGUUUCCAUGACGACACGCUGAAACAUUCCCGUCAUUUCACAUCUCUCCUGUGAUUCGAAACUCAUUUUUACCAAAACGUUUAACUCAUAAAUGUGCUCUUAUUUUGAAAGCCGUGUCUUCAUGUUGAUCCACUUUUCUGUGUUUUCUUCUUCUGAGCUCCAAGCUGCGGUGGUUCCGUCGGCGAGUCUGUGGCCUUAAAACCGGAAAUGUUGUUCCUCCGUUUGAUCAUGUAUGUUUCACGUGUCAAUGUUCUCGUUUAUAAAGACUUCCUGCAGUAAA